UCCUCCAGCCUUGUUUGAGAGAGAAGCAGCAAGUGAGCCAGAGAAGCUGUUUGAAAUUGUGAGCAUUUUGUUGCUGAGAUGGCCAGAUUGAGUAUGUGGAGGAACACCGUGGCGCUGCCCCUGUCUUGCAUGGAGGAGCCGGUCGCCUCGGGCGUUCGCAGGAGCAGCAGCAUGCCGGUGAUCCGGCAGGCUUACCCGGAGAGCAGCAGCAUCGUCCGGCCGUUCAGUGAGAUUCCUGGACACUGGAAAAAUGGGGUGGUCAACCUGUACAACUUCUGGAAACUGGAUGGCUUUAGAAACCUUCACCGUAUCAUGCUGCAGAACUUCAACACAUUUGGACCCAUUUACAGGGAGAAAAUAGGUUAUUAUGAAAGUGUAAAUAUCAUCAAACCAGAGGAUGCUGCAAUUCUCUUUAAAGCAGAGGGCCAUUAUCCUAAAAGGCUGAAAGUUGAAGCUUGGACGUCAUACAGAGACUACAGGAACCGCAAAUAUGGGGUUCUCCUAAAGAACGGUGAAGAUUGGAGAAAUAACCGUGUGAUUCUUAACAAGGAGGUGAUUUCCCUGAAGAUGCUGGAAAACUUUGUGCCACUGCUGGACGACGUGGGCCAGGAUUUUGUGGCCAGAGUUCACAAAAAAAUUAAACGAAGUGGCCAGAACAAAUGGACCACAGACUUGUCUCAAGAACUUUUUAAAUACGCUCUAGAGUCGGUGAGCUCAGUGCUGUACGGGGAGCGGCUGGGUCUGAUGCUGGAUUACAUUGACCCUGAAGCUCAGCGCUUUAUAGACUGCAUCACACUCAUGUUCAAGACCACUUCCCCCAUGCUGUACAUUCCUCCUGCUCUGCUGAGGCAGGUCGGAGCCAAGGUGUGGCGGGACCACGUAGAGGCGUGGGAUGGAAUAUUUAACCAAGCUGACCGUUGCAUCCAGAACAUCUACAGGCAGCUGCGUCAGGAAACAGAAAAAUCCAAGGAAUACCCAGGAGUGUUGGCCAGUUUGCUUCUGUUGGACAAGCUGUCCAUUGAAGACAUUAAGGCCAGUGUGACUGAACUAAUGGCUGGAGGAGUGGACACUACUUCCAUAACACUCCUGUGGACACUGUAUGAAAUAGCCAGACACCCAAACCUCCAGGAGGAGCUGAGGGCAGAAGUUGCUGCAGCUCGGACUGCAAGCCAGGGGGACAUGCUGGACAUGCUGAAGAGGAUUCCUUUGGUCAAAGGCGCGCUUAAAGAAACACUCAGGUUGCAUCCAGUUGCAGUAAGCCUGCAAAGAUACAUAGCUGAAGACAUCAUUAUUCAAAACUAUCACAUCCCAGCUGGGACUUUGGUCCAGUUAGGGCUUUACGCGAUGGGCAGGGACCCCAAGGUGUUCUUCCGUCCGGAGCAGUACCUUCCGUCUCGCUGGCUGAGGACUGAGACGCAGUACUUCAGAAGCCUGGGCUUCGGUUUUGGUCCCCGUCAGUGUCUGGGACGCAGGAUAGCUGAGACAGAGAUGCAGAUCUUUCUUAUCCAUAUGCUUGAAAACUUCCGAAUUGAGAAGCAGCGUAAUGUGGAAGUACAGAGUACGUUUGAGCUCAUUCUCUUGCCAGAUAAGCCUAUAAUAUUAACUCUGAAACCUCUGCAAGUCAGUCAGUAAAGCAUUUAGGAAAUUUCUACUGCAUGUGAAGCUAUUCUCUUUUCAAUAGCCCCUUUUAUGGGCUUCCAAAAGUAUUGUGGUCUUAAACAUCUUAAAUUCCUUGUGAAAAAAGCUAAAAAUGUUACCUCAGAGGCUCAGUAGUCAUAUUUGCUGUAUAUAGCUUAUUAAAUACUUUGAUUUAACAGUGGAUUGUUGAUCUGCGUAAGCAAAAACUGGAUUCCGUCUCAUUCCUGUAAUAUACUUAUGUAUAUUUGUUCAAACCGAUAAGGGAUAAAUAGCAAAACUGAUACACUGUUUAAUUUUUGCUAUGAAACACUUUAGCCUUUCCAGGUAUUUACUGAUAAUGGAAUAAAUUACUAGUCAUAUGAGAUUUAUUUGCAUGCUUAGAUGGUUACAUUCUUUCACUUUGAAUAAUGUGCUAGUUUCUCAUACAGUUGGGCCUCAUUUCUUUCCCAGCUUUAUAAUUCUGCACUGCUUAAACCUCAGUAAAUGUAUUUAUAUAGAAAGGAAGACAAUGAACGUAACAACAGAAAUAUCUGAAUACAACUGUAAUUUAAGGGCAUCUUAUUCAAAGCCUUAAAGACCAAAGAUAAAAAAACUAAGCCUCUGUGCUGCUUUCUUCAUCCUCCAAACUGCAUAUUAUGGCAUCAUAUCUGUAUACAGUAUUAUCAAAACGUUUCAAUGAAAAGCUUAUUUUUACAUAAAGAAGCUUUUGCUAAUUUGUCAUCAUAAUGGGAUUUUCUGCCCAUCCUGACUUUUUACCUUCUCUGGUUCAUAUUCCCUAUAACUUUCCCAGAAUGACUGUUACUGGUGAUGCUAAAUGUUGUUCCUGCUUUAAUUCACUUACAAUAGGAGACAAAUGUAACGUAAAGAGUGUGGAAUCACUCAAUCUGCUGCUCAAAGACAGAAGAGUUUCCUGUUCGCCUUUGUAUUUGUUUUUAUUGAUUACAUUUAAGCCAAAAACAUAAAGUUUCUCCACAAAUAUUUUCUUCAUAUUUUAAUCACUCUUUGCAUUUAGAGGUAUUGAAAUAUCAGCUCUCUAAACGAUCAAAAGUUACAUCAACUCGACUUAAAAUCGUCUGGAUUCACUUGGAGGUGGGACUUCAAUGCAGUCUGUUGGUUUUAAUGUCAGUAAAGAGACCUUUGGGAGCAUCCUUUCAGUGAAGGCCACAAUCUGGCCCUCAGGAGAUAAGAGUUGUUUUGUCCAAUGAGUUUAUCAGGGCCCAUGGCCUAAAAGAGCUGCCUUAUCGCAAAACAGCACCGUCUGCUUGAGAGCAGCCAGACAUUCACAAGGAUUUCCAGUCAGCAUGAUGCUUUCAACUGUUAACUUUGCACUAGUUUGUAACGUUUUGGUUCACCAGAGACAAGAGUCAUGAUAAAAGCUGGUUUUUCUUUUUUGCCAAAGGCA
Molecule: messenger RNA, 3040 nt
Organism: Poeciliopsis prolifica (blackstripe livebearer)
Lineage: Eukaryota; Metazoa; Chordata; Actinopteri; Cyprinodontiformes; Poeciliidae
Product: cholesterol side-chain cleavage enzyme, mitochondrial
Exons: 9
Coding region: 79-1632 (517 amino acids)
Biological process (GO): glucocorticoid biosynthetic process; cholesterol metabolic process; C21-steroid hormone biosynthetic process
Cellular component (GO): mitochondrial inner membrane
Molecular function (GO): iron ion binding; monooxygenase activity; oxidoreductase activity, acting on paired donors, with incorporation or reduction of molecular oxygen
Source: RefSeq, a predicted model, not a curated record